Messenger RNA from Durotheca rogersii, 1882 nucleotides. Its product is annotated as S-adenosyl-L-methionine-dependent methyltransferase. The record is from RefSeq and is a predicted model, not a curated record. Lineage: Eukaryota; Fungi; Ascomycota; Sordariomycetes; Xylariales; Xylariaceae. Gene Ontology annotation, molecular function: O-methyltransferase activity. Bases 312 to 1589 code for a protein of 425 amino acids. The transcript is spliced from 4 exons.
UGCCGGAGUGGGAAUGGUUGCUUGGAUUUAAUAUUACUCAAGCCAGAUCAGGUAACUGAUCGCGCACCCUUUACCAGUUAUGAUUGCAUUCUGACCAGUGUCAUAACGGAACGAAGUAGUGUGUGAUGUCAUCGCGAGCAGAGUUGUGCGCCUGGUCUAUGUGUGGUGCUAACCGAUGGUGUAGGAAACUGUUGACCUGCGCGUUUUGUGGCCUGCUAUACCACGAUACCUGAUGCGUGGAUAUUACUCCUGACAUGUCUACAAAAGUAGCAAGGUCUUGGUUUACGUCCACCGACUCACAUAAAUCAUAAAUGAUGCGAUCAAAUUAUAUUGGAAAGCGAAAAUAUACCUACCAAGAAAUGAAAACUUCAUCUGUUGGCGACUUAGAGCUGCUUUGCCAAGAGCUCUCGGCCAAGAUCCAGGAACUUAACAAUGCUGACGAAAACAAUGAUCUCUCAGCGAGGCGCAAGGCUACGGCUGUUGCGAGAAAGUUGUACACCGAGUUGGUUCACCCUGACGAAGUGGCUGCUGAACAGAUGGUUACUAUGAGCGAGUGGGCAAGCAUACGUAUGUUUAUAGAGUGGAAAAUCUUUGACUUGAUCCCCUUAGACGGGAAUGUAUCGUGGAGAGAACUCGCAGCCUCAGUGGGCGUCCAGGAAGAACUCGUGUCCCGGCUCGGUCGCAUGCUAGUAUCAACCGGUGGGCUCAGGCAGCCGGCGCCGGGACGAGUCGCGCACUCGCGCCUAUCACUGGCGUACCGGAGUGGCGACUGCAACGGCGCCUUGUUCUUCACGGCCUACGAUACCCUUCAACCGGCGCUCGUGAGCCUACCGGGCUUCUUUAACAAGUACGAGCCACGGCUGCCGCGGGGCAAGACUUACACCCCCGUAACCUUCGCCGCCGGCGUCGAUGGCCGCCUCACGCACUGGGAGGUCCUCGAACAGCGGGGCCCAACUCACCUGGAACAGUUCGGUCUCUCAAUGCAGGGCAUGAUCGACUUCGCGUGGCCGUACACAGGCGUCUACGACUUCGCGUGGGUCGAGGAGUACGCAGCAGGCGCCGCCGAGCGCCCGCUCAUUGUCGAUGUCGGCGGCAGUUACGGACACGCGCUGCGCGCCAACCUUGUUAAGUACCCCGGCAUUCCGCCGGCCCGGUGCGUGGUCGAGGACCGGCCCGAGAUGAUCGCGAGCAUCGAAAAGGCGCACGCGGACGAUCCGGUGAUGCGGGACGUGCAGAAGAUCGCGUGCGACUUCCACGCGGAGCAGUCGGUCAAGGGAGCUCUCAUCUACUUCAUCAGGCGUUGCCUCCACGACUACGACGACGACGACUGCGUCGGCAUGCUGAAGAUCCUGGCGGCCGCGCUCCCGGAGGACGAGCCCCGGGCGCGGAUCUUGAUCAACGACCAGAUCAUGACGGACCCCCCCGAUCGGUGGGUCGCGACCAUGGACAUCACGAUGCUCGCCUGGUCCUCCCUCGAGCGGACGGAGGAGCAGUUCGCGACGGUGGUCCGUCGGGCUGGCCUUGAUGUGGUUAAGGUCCACAAGGUGGAGGGGCAGACCAUGGGGGUUGUCGAGUGCAAGAAAGUGUAACAACACUUACACAUGUCUCCCUGUCUAUGUUUUCUGUCCGUAACGUCUCCGCUAGGGUUACGCCGACGUCGGAAAGCCUGCCUGGGCAGCUCGGGCGGAUUUACCAAAGGGCCAUGCGCAAAAUUGGGUUCUCUAGGCAAAUCCGUUCAGGUUUUCGGAUUUAAACGGCCGGCGAGACAUAAAACGAGUAGUUGUACCUAGUUAAUCACAUUGAUUGAUUCGCCCUGCCUUUGGUGGAGAAGAGUUUACGGGAUACUUGGAUGAACUCGUUGAAGCCAAGCGUGGGGGUUAGC